Colletotrichum destructivum is the source of this 891-nucleotide messenger RNA. Its product is annotated as Putative protein kinase-like domain superfamily. Bases 1 to 891 code for a protein of 296 amino acids. The transcript has a single exon. The record is from RefSeq and is a predicted model, not a curated record. Lineage: Eukaryota; Fungi; Ascomycota; Sordariomycetes; Glomerellales; Glomerellaceae.
AUGACUGACAUGGUUCGGCUGGCCAACAUUCCCCGUGCCGUUCUCCCACCAAAGAAAAAGACGUAUGAGACUGCAGCCGAGUGGUACACAGCAUUGGCAGACAUGCACGUCGCACAGCUCAUCUUCCAACAUAACGAUCUGGUCAGUUCUGAAGACGAUUGCCGCAACAAGUACGUUGCACGCCAUGUCUUCCGCAGGUUGGCCAAAGAAGGUCACCUCUCGACCUUCGGAUUCGCCGAGGAUAACUGGUCUGCCCAGUCGUCCAAUAUUCCAAGCCACACACUCUCGCCCACCCCCUCAGGCUCCAACUCCUUCCGACUGUGGGGCGAUGAUUUCCGAGCUGGAAACAUACUCCUCGACGACUCAGAUGACAUCGCUGCCCUCGUCGACUGGGAAUACACGUAUAUUGGGCCCACGCAAUUCAUUUUCGACCCACCUUGGUGGCUCCUUAUCGAGACGGCCGAGAUGUGGUCGGCCGGCAUCGACGACUGGAGGGAAACAUACGACAUGCGCCUAAAGAUCUGGCUUUCUGCCAUGGAAAAAGCAGAAGCCAACAUCGCAGGCCCCAGUACUCUACCGGCACCGCUGUCUACUUACAUGCAGGAGAGCUGGGAAACGGGGCGGUUUUUCCUCAGUUACGAGGCACGGAAAAGUUGGGCCUUUGACGCCAUGUAUUGGAAGUUUCUGGAUAAGAGAUUCUUUGGCGGUCGACAAGACGGCGUUCUCAGGGAUGAGUUAUGGACGACGAGGGUGCACCUUUUGAGCGAAGAAGAGAGGGCAGCCAUGGACCCCUUUGUGAAGAGGAAGAUGGCGGAGUUGGAGGAAAGACGAAUUGUUGACUGGGACCCAAAGGAAGCCAGAGAGCGUUUUUCUGAUUUCUUGUUUGAUUGA